Molecule: messenger RNA, 3102 nt
Organism: Trematosphaeria pertusa
Lineage: Eukaryota; Fungi; Ascomycota; Dothideomycetes; Pleosporales; Trematosphaeriaceae
Product: glycoside hydrolase family 115 protein
Exons: 4
Coding region: 1-3102 (1033 amino acids)
Source: RefSeq, a predicted model, not a curated record
AUGGAGCUGGUUUCGCACGCUCUGUUGAGCUUCCUCUCGUUGUCUGUGUGCUUUACCGCUGUCAGUUCUAAGGCCCUGUCUCAGGAUCGCAAACCUACGGUGGACUUCAAGCCGGGGAAUGGAAGCUACCUCCUCGCCACGUGCGGCUCGCCCGUCAAUCUUAUCCUCGAUGCCGCCGAUUGGCCUGGUGUUUUGCGCGCGGCGCAUGAUGUCGCGGUUGACUUUGGACGGGUUACAGGCGCCAACGGCACGUUGACUGCCAUUGGGAAGAGCACGGCGAAUGCUUCUGCCAUCUUCAAUGUCACGGGAAUCGGUGAAGACUGGAGCGUUGGCAAGGCGGGUAAUCGGACUACUCCUGGCGCUGGAAAGGGCAAAGGCACGAUCAUUGCCGGCACAAUCGGCAACUCGAGCUUGAUCGAUGCGCUGGUUAAGAGUGGCAAGCUCGAUGUGAGCAAGAUCAAGGGCGAGUGGGAGGCGUAUGUCAGCGCCGUUGUGAAGAAUCCGACGAACGGGACAGACGAGGCAUUGAUCAUUGCUGGAAGCGACAAGCGUGGCACAAUCUACGGCCUCUACGAUGUCUCCGAGCAAAUUGGCGUUUCCCCAUGGUACUGGUUCGCAGACGUCGUACCCAAGUCCCGCACCAACAUCUACGCCCUCCGAACGACCAAAGUCCAGAAAACCCCUAGCGUCAGGUACCGAGGCUUCUUCAUCAACGAUGAAGCGCCAGCCCUGACCGGCUGGGCAAACGCCAAGUAUCCCAAGUCUGCAUACGGUUGUCCGUUCGGCGCGGAGUUCUACUCCCACGUUUUCGAGCUGCUGCUCAGAAGCAGAGCGAACUACCUCUGGCCUGCGAUGUGGAACGGCAUGUUCAAUGUGGACGAUCCGCGCAAUCAGCCCCUCGCAGAUGAAUACGGUAUCGUCAUGGGCACCUCGCACACGGAGCCUAUGGUCCGCGCGACUCAGGAGUGGAACAAGGUGGCCAAGGGCACGGAUUCUGGCUGGCAAUGGGCCACCAACAAUGCCACGCUGUACGAUUACUUCAUGGAAGGUGCGGUGCGCGCUAAGCCAUACGAGAACGUCGUGACAAUCGGUAUGCGCGGAUACCACGACACUGCUAUGUCUCAGGAUGUGCAGACCAGCGUUCUGGAAGCUGUUGUUGCUGCGCAGCGCGAUAUCAUGGAUAAGGUGUGGGGCGAUGCUUCGAGCGUGCCUCAGAUGUGGUGCUUGUACAAGGAGGUACAGGCUUACUAUGAGGCGGGCAUGAGGGUGCCAGAUGACGUUAUCCUGCUAUGGACCGAAGAUAACUGGCAGAACAUUCGCAGGCUACCUGUUGGCGACGAAAAGAACAGAUCUGGCGGAGCUGGUGUGUACUAUCACUUUGACUACGUCGGGGACUCGCGAAACUACAAAUGGAUCAACACAAUCCAACUCCAAAAGACCUACGAGCAAAUGUUCCUCGCGCACGCCCGCGACGCGAACAAACUGUGGAUCGUCAACGUCGGCGACAUCAAGCCCUAUGAGAUCCCCAUCAGCCACUGGUUCGACAUCGCCUACGACAUGGACGCCUACGACGAGACUAGCGUGCCCCAGUGGCUCGAGGGCUGGGCCGCCCGCAACUUCGACGAGCGCCAUGCGAAGACUAUCUCCACCAUCAUGGACAAGUACGGCUUCUUGUCGAAUAUGCGCAAGUUUGAGUGGGUUGAGCCGGGGAGCUAUAGCGUGAUUAACUACGAGGAGGCGGAUAAGUUGUUGGCACAAUGGGCGGAGAUUGCGGACAUGGCGCAGGAGGUGUAUGACGAGCUGCCGCAGGCGCAGAAGGGCGCGUUCUACGAGAUGGUUCUGCAUCCGGUGCUUGCAGGCGGUAACUUCGUCGAUGUCCAGGUUGCGGGCGCGCGGAACCAGAUCUACUCCGGCAUGGGACGCAAUAGCGCGAAUGAUUGGAUGGAUAGGGUGAUUGAUGGCAUGGGGACAGACCAUGAGUUGACGCAGAAGUAUCACAAGCUCUUCAACGGGAAGUGGAACCAUAUGAUGGACCAAACCCAUCUCGGAUACCAAGGAUAUUGGCAACAGCCCAUGCGCCAAUCCACCCCCUUCCUCCGCUGGGUACAAACAUCCGAACGCUCUCUCUCCGGCGACAUGGGCGUCGCCGUCGAAGGAUCCAACGCCACCAUCCCCGGCGACGACCAAUGGCACGGCAACGGCGGCGGCUCUCUCGACCUCCCCGCCAUGACGCCGUACACGCCCAAGCGCUGGAUCGACAUCUUCAGCAUGGGCACGCAGCCCUUCUCCUGGAACAUCAGCGCGGAGCCCUUCAUCAAGCUCUCGCAAUCCGGCGGCCGCAUCGCGCCCUCCGAUGCCGACGUGCGCGUCUACAUCGACGUCGACUGGGCCAAAGUCCCCGCCGGCUUCGGCAAGAAAACCGUGCUCAACAUCUCCUCCUCCACCGACUACGGCACCCAGUUCAGCAUGCCCACCGUGAACCUGCAGCUCAACAAAACCAGCCUCCCCAGCAGCUUCAGCGCCGGCUUCGUCGAGUCCGCCGGCGCGCUCGCCUUCGAAGCAGAGCACUACACGCGCCUGACCACCCAUGGAAACCUCUCCUACACCCUCCUCCCGCACUACGGUCGCACGCUCUCCGCGCUAAAACUCUCCUCCCCGCUCGCCGAAUCCCUCAGCCCCGCCACCGCGCCCGCGCUAGAAUACGACUUCUACACCUUCACGCCCACGACGAAAGCCAAGGGCCUCAACCUCACGCUCGUCCUCAGCCCUAGCCUGAACGUCAACCCCAAGCAGCCGCUCGCCUACGUCGCGCAGCUCGACGAGCUGCCCCCGCAGCGCCGCCAGUACGUCGUCGACCAGCCGCAGCCGGACUUCCCGGUCGGCUGGGGCACGGCGGUCGCGCAGAACGCGUGGCUGAAUACGACGAAUUGGGGGGCCGUGGAGCCCGGGAUGCAUACGCUGAAGCUGUGGCUGGUCGAGGCGAAUGUGCUGCUGCAGAGGGUAGUGGUCGAUUUGGGCGGCGUGGUGUAUAGUCAUAAUGGGCCGCCGGAGAGUUAUAGGGUAGGUGGGGGCGGGGCGGGGAAUGGGACGGCGAGGUGGUGA